Messenger RNA from Carassius carassius (crucian carp), 738 nucleotides. RefSeq names its product CD209 antigen-like protein C. Gene Ontology annotation, molecular function: fucose binding; D-mannose binding. Gene Ontology annotation, cellular component: external side of plasma membrane. The coding region runs from base 1 to 738 and encodes 245 amino acids. The record is from RefSeq and is a predicted model, not a curated record. The transcript has 5 exons. Gene Ontology annotation, biological process: biological process involved in interspecies interaction between organisms. Lineage: Eukaryota; Metazoa; Chordata; Actinopteri; Cypriniformes; Cyprinidae.
AUGGAGAGAGGAAGUAGAUGUUUGGUGUUGAUCACAGUGGGUCUCGGGCUCAUUUGUGUUCUUCUGCUGGUCUUCAUCAUACUGCAGCACAACACCAUCAGAGCAGAGAGAGACCUGAUGAAGAGUUACAAGAACACGGUUGAAGAGUUACAGGACAAUUACACUGAUCUAAUGACUGAAAAUGACCAACUGCAUAGCAACUUCAGCUCUUGUAGUCACAAGUACAUGGAGCUGGAGACCAGAGUCAAAGGUCUCACUGCUGAGAAAAACCAGUUACAGGGAAACAUUAACUCUUUGAGUCAGAAGAUACUGGAGCUAGAGGACAAAGUCAAAGAUCUCACUGCUGAGAAAAGUAAAGUCACAUCUUUGAGUGAUGAACUAAAGAAAGGUUCAGAUGGCUUGUUCAUGUCCAAUGAUGCAAAGAGCUGGUCUGACAGCAGACAGUACUGCAGGGAUCGUGGAGCAGAUCUAGUCAUUAUCAACACUGAAGAGAAGCAGAGACACAUAUCUUCAUUGGUCAAGGAGAGAGUGUGGAUUGGUUUGUCAGACAUUGAGAACGAGGGCAACAUGAAAUGGGUGGAUAAUUCACCACUGAAUCAAGGGUUUUGGCUCAAAGGUGAACCGAAUGACCAAGGUGGAACUGAGGACUGUAUUGAACUGAUGCCUUCAAAUCCGGUCCUGAACAACUGGAAUGAUCUGCCAUGCUCAGAGAAGAAAGAAUUUAUUUGUGAGAAAUAG